GUGAUUGUCCGCGAAUCUUUGCUCUCCCAACACGAGUGGAUAGAUUUCCUGGCCGCGUCUGUCAACUUUUUUUCAGAGUUGCAGAGCACACACUCUCAUUCACGUCCUUCACCAAUCUUUCGUCAACAAUGGCAUCAAGUGGUGACCGCGACUCUCAAGGGUCUUCUAAAGAAAUAUAUGGCCAAGGGAUAAAGGCUUCCCGUCCAGGUCCAGCAUUGCGAGAUAGCGCCGGCUCAAGUAUCGUAUCGAACCGUACCAAUGGCGGUGACCGCCAUGAUGUUAUGGUCAAAUUUCUCCACCGAAGGUGUUCUCAGGCCAAAUGGCUAGAGCCUCCAGAAGACGAGUACGGCGUUAUUGAUGGGGGUGCGGCAAACCUCGGUGUACUCCUGCGGCGGAAUGAUGGCAUCUAUACGGCAGAGCCUCUCUUCCUAAAUCAAGAUCUUGUAAGAGCAGUGGAGAAGCUCGGUGUAGCCGUAGCCUUUACAAUGUCUUCCGAAAUCACGCACGCGCUUCUUCAGCAAGUCACUCCUUUCCAGACGGAAUUAUCACUAAAUACUCGGGGCUUCGUUCUUCCUGUGGUCAACUCAGUACAGGAAAUUGCUUCAAGAAAGUCUUCGGUGGCGCGAGACUCUUACAUCUGCCUCUGCCGACAAGAGCGAAUGGUUCUUGUCUGGGGAGACACUGUCCCUGGAAUCUUAGCCCAUGGAACCGAUGUCGAGACUAGACUUCUUGGACUUGUAUGGGGUUCCCAUAUCCCGUCACACAAUACUGUGUCUCCAUAUCAGCAAGCGCCUCCAAUCCAAUCCCAUCAGCCAAGCUCCCAUGGUCGCACGAGAUCUUCUGGUUUUCCAAUCUCUGCCCCUAUGACCGGCCCUCUUCCGUCAGAAAUGAGUGAAAAGAUUGGCGCAAUUGAUCGCGCAAUUGAGGUGGAAGAAAUGGGGGACAAGGCCUACGAUCCAGAGAAAGAAGCCGAGCUACCAGAGAGGAAGUUUCUCCUUGUUCAUGCCGUCACAAUUGGAAUUGCCAUGAUUCUCGUCAUUGUCGUUGAGAUGGCCUGUCUUGCUAAGCUAAUUACUGAAUAUCGUCUCGAUGGCAAAAUGAUACGGUUUGCCUUGGUUGCAACUGUCCCUCUCUUUGCAUCAUUCUCUCUCUUCUACUUCAUCGUGAUAGGGGGUUCUUUGGGACAAUUAUUUGGCCCUCUUUCCGCGCUUCAAGGAAAUAGCAUUUACUAUUCAGGAAAGGCUCCAAAACUAGGCCGACAUCGCGAUUAUGAACUCCCACAUGUGACGAUUCAGAUGCCCGUCUACAAGGAGGGUCUCAAGGGAGUCAUCAUUCCCACUGUGACAUCGCUACUUGCAGCCGUCAGACAUUAUGAAGAACAGGGAGGCACAGCAUCCAUCUUCGUCAAUGAAGAUGGCAUGCAGACGGUCUCUUCGGAGAUGCAAGAAGCCCGUAAAGCCUUCUACGAGCUAAAUAACAUUGGAUGGGUAGCUCGCCCAAAGCACAACCCGCCGAAAAGUAAGAAAAGUAAGAAGAGUGGAGGCUUAUUCUCAAGGAAGAAGACCGACGAUGCCGACGCGGAAGAGGAGGAUAAUGCGCCAGUCUUCAUCCGAGCAGGCCAUUUUAAGAAGGCAUCGAACAUGAACUAUUGCCUUGACUUUUCUCUUCGUGUCGAAGACGAGCUCUUGCGUCUCAUUCUGGAGAGUUGCGAACAGCGUGGCUGCACCCAGGAUGACCUGACUCUGGAAGACGAAGCCGAGCUCUACGAACAAGCCCGCAAUACCAUCCUUGAAAAUGACGAAGGUCGCACUUGGGCAGCUGGGAAUAUCAGAUUGGGUGAAAUUAUCCUAAUCGUAGACUCCGAUACUCGUGUCCCCGAAGAUUGUCUCCUCUACGGCGCCCUCGAAAUGUACGAAAGUCCAGAAGUCGCGUUACUGCAACAUGCCUCUGGCAUUAUGCAAGUUGUGCACAAUGCCUUCGAAAAUGGGAUUACAUAUUUCACCGACCUGGUCUACACCUCGAUCCAAUACGCUGUUGGCAAUGGGGACUGUGCACCUUUCGUAGGCCACAACACCUUCAUCAGAUGGAAAGCAAUUCAGUCAAUAAGCUUCCAACAAGAUGGCCAGACCAAGUUCUGGUCCGAAGAUCACGUCUCCGAGGACUUCGAUGUCAGCCUGAGGCUUCAAAUCAACAACUUCGUCGUCCGGCUCGCUACAUACCACAACGGAGGCUUUAAAGAGGGUGUAUCAUUGACGGUUUACGAUGAGCUAGCGCGUUGGGAGAAGUACGCCUACGGGUGUAACGAACUAGUAUUCCACCCUCUAAUCAAGUGGCCGACCAAAGGACCUAUCACCCCACUCUUCCGGAAAUUCAUCCUCAGCCCGAUCAAGGUCACAAGUAAGAUGACCAUUCUCGCAUACAUCGGCACAUAUUAUGCUAUCGCCUCUGCAAUUCCCCUUACGCUAGCCAACUAUCUCAUUGUUGGAUGGUUCAACGAGGAGGUCGAUCAAUUCUAUAUUACCAGCUGGAAGAUCUUCGUCGGAAUGGCUGUCGUGUUCAACGUUCUGUCACCGCUUGCGUAUGCCAUGUUGAGGCACCGGCUAGGACAAAAGACAUUCUUCUGGUCCCUUGUGGAGACAUGCAAGUGGAUGCCAUUCUUCCUCCUUUUCUUUGGUGGCAUAUCCUUCCAUCUCCUCAAAGCCAUCUUCUGCCACUUCUUCAGCGUAGACAUCCAGUGGACAACCACGGCGAAAGAACUCUCGGAAUCUGGGUUCCGGGUGGGUCUUGACAGGAUCGUCAGGGAUUUUAAGUACAUGUACUUGUUCUUAUUCCCAGUCAUGGGGGGAAUGAUUUACCUAGCUCUGUUUGCGCCGCGAGGUUGGCUCAUCAGCGACUUUGCUGCUAUUGUGCCGUUAUCGAAUCAGGUUGGGUGUCACGCGCUACUUCCAUUUGCCCUCGGCCUCUUCUAACCGUAUCCUGCACCCUUGAACAUAUAUCUGUAUCACGCCGCACUAUUAUCAGCAUCUUCACCCCCCCCUACCCCCCCUCCCGAUGCUCAACGCUCCUUACAUAGCAUUAAUAUCGCGCCUUGAAUUCGAUUAACUCCUUCUAUUAUUCCUGCCACUCCUUCAUAAUGCAUUUAGACAGCGACAUAUUUGGGCUUAUUCUGAUCAUGAGUAUUGAUAUACAUCGGGUUUUUUGUAUGAUUUGGUUGGAAAGCGCUGGAGUUGGAAAAUUUGGGCCUAUGCGGGAUAAUUUGCAUUUAGAUUAUAUGGCCUUUCUUACCGUAACAUAUUCGUGGGAUUGGUGAUUUAUGGGUUGAUUUGGAUUGGACGGGAAUGAGAAUGGAGGAGAGUCUGAAAAUGGAGGAACGUAAUAGUCUCUGAUAUCGUGCGCAAAAUUGAUAUUUGUUUGAUCCCGGCC
Messenger RNA from Lindgomyces ingoldianus, 3423 nucleotides. RefSeq lists its product as uncharacterized. Lineage: Eukaryota; Fungi; Ascomycota; Dothideomycetes; Pleosporales; Lindgomycetaceae. The transcript has 10 exons. The coding region runs from base 129 to 2969 and encodes 946 amino acids. The record is from RefSeq and is a predicted model, not a curated record.